Messenger RNA from Cherax quadricarinatus, 4020 nucleotides. The record is from RefSeq and is a predicted model, not a curated record. NCBI's taxonomy places the organism in Eukaryota, Metazoa, Arthropoda, Malacostraca, Decapoda, Parastacidae.
UAGAAGAGCAUCCACCUCCACCUGGGUAUUUUAGCUGAUUAUUUUUAGGAAAACCUUCAUGUAAACUAGCCGAGACUUUUCACAGUGUAUAUACUGUCUCUGAACAAUAUAUACCUACAUGAGAUGAAAUCUCAUUGUCUUCUACAGCCACAGUAUUAUGUUUAUUCAUUACCCUUUAUCUGUUUAUUUUCAAGCACUUGUGGAAUCGCUGCCUUUUCCACGAUUAUCAUUAUUAUUUCGUGUUCCACAGUAUGUGUGGAGGAGGAAGGGACGGCGGAGGUGGGCGACGACGAUGCAGAUGGUGGCGGUGUGAAGCAUCAGGAAGGUCCUUACUUUCUCCACGAGCGUUUAAACCUCAACGUCUCCGUCCAGCUGGGCUCAACCGCCUACCUCCACUGUCGCAUCGCCGGUCUCAAGGACCAGUCGGUGAGUGGUCGUGCGACUGAAGAGUCCGGGCCAGUGAUCUAUGUACCAGUGGUUCUGGUGUUAUCAAUGUUCGCGUUGACAUUCGAGCAGCCCAGUGACUGGCGACUUCGUAUUCGCUACGUACAGCGUCGGGACGAGGGCAGCUAUCAGUGCCAAGUGUCAACACAUCCACCCCUGAUCCGCUCCAUCCACCUCCAGGUUGUUGAGGCCGCUAUAAAGAUCCUGGACGAGCGCGGGGAGGUUCUGACGGAGAAAGUCUACCGCGCGGGCUCCACGAUUGAGCUGCAGUGUCACGUAGCCGACGUGCCAACGGCAACCUCGCUGCAGGUGGCCUGGUAUCAUGGCACCCAUAGACUCAACUAUGACGACUCCCGCGGCGGCGUCAGCGUGAAGACGGAGCUACGAGGCUCAGUAGCACGAUCAUGGCUGAGAGUGAGCAACGCUGUCAGACAAGACUCAGGAACCUACUACUGUAAUGUGACUCACCUAGCAGCAACCAGCGUCACCAUACACGUGGUAUCAGACGAGUACCCUGCAGCUAUCCAGAGAGGCUGCCGAGCAACAUCAUGGAGAGGCUUCACACUGCUUGCCUGCCUCGCCACCUCUCUGCUCCACGUCAUCUGCUGCUGCUGCUGUUGCUGCUGCUCUCCGCCACACAGAUAAAGUCGGUUCCUCCGGUGCGGUAAAAGCUGGAGGUUCAACCACGAAUAGUCGAGAGAACACCAAGAGAAACGUUCUGGGGCCAAUCUUGUAUUUUUUUCUCCUUCUUGAUUCUCCUCCUCUUAUUCAUCCUCUCCUGCUGCUGUUACCGUUCGUUCUGAUCGUUUUACCACAAUUUCUGUCCCCGCUUCUGCCAAGUCCCGACAGACAGAUAAGUCGACGGCCUUAGGGAACAUUCAAGUAAGCAUUGAGAUAAAGUGAUACUGAAGCCUCGUCUUACCAUUUCUGGUCUCCCAUCUCUCUCCUCUCUUCCUGCUAAUGCUACUCCUGUUACUUCUGCUGCUGCUGCUGCUGCUGCUGUUGCUCCUGUUUAUCCUGUUCCUACUACUACUGUUCCUGCUGCUCAUAUUUCUUCUACUGAUGUUUCUAGUCCUAACACUGCUGUUGCAGUUCCAGCUGUGGCGUCUUCCACCACACUGAUAGAGUUGAUCCCAGACGAAGUAAAUGCUGAGAUAGGACAUGAGAGACUCCGGAAGAUAUUAAGAAAGAGACAGGACCAUCUCUCGUCUUCCGCUUCUCUUGCUUCCACUGCUGCUUUCCUUGCUACUGCUCCUUUUAUUUUGUUGCUCUGUUUCUUUCUGCUGCUGCUGCUGCUGCUAUUACUAAUUUAUUUUUCACUCUGGCUGUUGCGACUGGUAAUUUCUAUUUCUCCCUUUGUUGCUACUGCUGCUGUUUUAUUGUCGCAUCUGUUGCUGCUGCCACUCUUAUUUUCCUUUUCUAUCUCAGCUGUUAUUUUUGUUUCUUCUGCUACUUUUGUUGGUACUGAUACUAAUGGUACUCCAUUGUUUACUCCUGCUGUUCUCUCUACGGCUACCUUUUAAUAUUUCCUUGACUACUGUCCCUGGUAAUUACGCUUCCUCUGUUUUUCCUGUUCUUGCGAAUGUUAUUUAUGCUGAUGAAUAAGACAUGUACAACACUUGGGUAUCAUCAACUUGUUUAUAUUGAAUUCAUUAAAUAUAUUAAUUAUGCAAUUGCCCAUCACAUGGGCAAGUUAAGGUUCACAAUGAACCUUCAGUAAUUAGUAAUUUGUAUUUAUCGGUCCAUAACUGAAGUAUAUGUCAGUGGUAACACCGAUAAGUACGUUGAUAAGACACAAUAUUUGGUUUAUGGUAUUUAUUGACAAGGCAUUUCGUCCAUCCAGGAUUUAAUCAAUAUCUAUGUCGAUUCCUCUCGCCCCCUGCUGCUACUCCUGGAACUGCUGCUCCUCCUAUUAUUUUACUACUGCUGUUGGCUCUACUUCUGUUGCUCCUUUUCUUGCGUUUCUGCCGUUUAUGCAUAUGUUCCGUUGACUUAUUAUUCCUACUCUUGUUACUGCUUCCACUUCUGCGUCUACUGUUUCGCCUUCAUCUAUUGCUACUGUUUCCCUUGCUUCAACAACUCGUACCGUUUCUCCUGCUGCGGCCCAUAAUUUCCUCCUCUGCAGAGGCUUAUAGCCACAGUUAGCACUGAGGGACGACAAGGGAUGGGACUGUGUUGUCUCUGCAGUGGUGGUAACUCCUCAGCAUUCAGAACUCAAAUAGACUUUAAGCAUGACUGGAAUCCAAACAGGACUGAAAUCUAAACAUGACCAGAAUUCAAACAUGACUGGAAUUCAAGUAUGACUGGAUUCCAUAUGUGACUGGAAUCCAGACAUAGCUGGAAGCGAGACACCCAACCAAUGAAUUCAAAUGACCAGCUCCCUCUAUCGAGCCAAAGUAUCACAGGAGUCUGCGUUGGUAAGCUCAACUUAGGUAUCAGAUCCCACACACACGCAGGUGAAAUUACCCUCCAUGAUGGAACUAAAUGACUUACUCCCGACAAAAGCGAAGAAAGAGGGACGCUGCAGAACGCAAGCUUUCACCGGGACAGAGUUCACUCUGUGCAGAGCUUAAGUCAUGACUCGACAACUCUACACGGAGCGAAACGCUGCCAGAAUAAAACUAGCAAUGUGUAACUUCACCUAUUUAACCCCUCGGGUUUCUUUUAAAGACUUUAGUGAUGGUGAAGAGUGUGUAUAGUAUACGGGAAAUCCCAUUUGUUGACGUCAUAAACAAAGUUUAUCCUCGAGUCCUGAAACUUCUGUGGCGAUAACGAUUAUUAUAAAAAACUUACUGUGGCGUUUACGGUCGUUAAUUGUAUAAGUGAGACUUCUUUAAUAUUUCAAAUUUGAGAAAAUUUUCUCAAGUCACGGCAUUUGUUUCCAAUAGUUCCACGUGAGCGAAUAUCAUGCAGUGCCGAGAAAUGGAUCUUACUGGCCAAGCAAUGUACCAAUAAGAUUUACAGGAUUCCUGUUGAUUGGCAGGAAAUCAACCAAUCAGAGCUGAGGAAUGGCUGUGAAUGAGCAAGUAAUCAACCAAUCAGAGCAGGUAUGCUUGGGGAAUAAUGAACUAAUUACAGCCAAGAAUGCUCCAAAAUGACAGUUAAUCAGCCAAUCAGAGACUGUGAAUGUUUGUACAAAACUUGUAAACAUUUUAAGUUAUUUUUGUAUUCAUCCCAUUUUUUCUAAUUUUUACCAUUACUUCUGUAUCAUCAUUAUCAUCACUAAAACUCAUCUUUUAUAUUGUUUAAAAUAAUAAUAAUAUUAUCUUUAUUAUUACUGUCAUUGUCAUCAAAUCCAUAGUCCAACUAUGACAUACAAUAUAAUUCUUAUAAUUGUUUUUUGUCACUUUUGUGAAUAUUUUCGACUUAGUUACAGAGGUGAGAGAACAGUUUGUAAGUAACAAAAGUAGCAGGUGAGUGUUCAAUGUUAUAUUCAGAAAUAAAUGUAUUUUACGUAACACAAAUCUUACAUUACGACAAAUUUAUUUCGUGAUUUGUUUUUAAAUUCGGUGAAUUGGAGAACUAAUUAAUUUCCGUGUCUCUGUAUCUUUUUUGUAAUAAACGGUUGAAUAUUAA